Molecule: messenger RNA, 2215 nt
Organism: Limanda limanda (common dab)
Lineage: Eukaryota; Metazoa; Chordata; Actinopteri; Pleuronectiformes; Pleuronectidae
Exons: 6
Coding region: 148-840 (230 amino acids)
Source: RefSeq, a predicted model, not a curated record
AUUUCAAAGCUGGGGGGGCGACACCAGCUGUUGGUAUUUUUCUACAUCUUUUUCAUUUUUUUUCAUUUUUCUUAUGUAGUUUUAUUUUUUCUUAGCGAUUAAAUUGACCUAAAAGUUGAAUCUACCUCGUGUGCAACACCAACUGAAAUGGAUGCAGACACAGAGGGGAAGAGGACAGAAACUCCAAAGAUUUCCAAGGAUGAACCUGAGAAACCUGUAACUGAAAAAUUCAGGGGUCGUGGGUUCAGAGGCCGUGGUCGAGGGGGUCGGAUGAGUCGUGGUGUCAUGCGUGGUGGACGAGGCAUCAUGAAGGGAUUCGGUCCACCUGGACAUGGAAGGGGUCGAAUGAAGGAUGGAGGCAUGAAUGGAUUUGCACCCAUGAGGGGAAUGGGGCGGAUGCGUCCUUACCCAGACCUUAGAGGUCAUCGUGGUAGGGAUGGACCAAUGUGUAUGGGCCCUCCUCCUCCACCAAUGCCUCCCAUGCACCUCAGAGGCCUCUUCCCACCCCUGCCCAGGCACGGAUCCCCUCCACCCCCUCCUCGGGGUCAUCCUGGUUUCAGAGGACGACCACCUCACCCAAGAGGGCGUGGCAUGCCACCUCACCCAAGAGGGCGUGGCAUGCCACCUCAUCCAAGAGGGCGUGGAAUGCCACCUCAUCCAAGAGGGCCUGGCAUGCCACCUCAACCAAGAGGGCGUGGCAUGCCACCUCAUGGACCUCAACGCCACUUCCACCCCCGUGGCGCCAGAGGCUAUCACAAUGGACCAGUCUCUCCUCCGCCUCACCCCCGAUCUGGCAGAGGCCAGAGGUGGCCAGGGCCCCCUGGUGGCCGGCGCUUUUAACACAGCUUGUCCUAAAAACAAAAACAAAGCACUUGUUAAAGGGGCCUAAAGUGGUACAGUGAACAAAACACCCCUGAACUAUGUGUUAUACAAAGUCUAUAAGUAUCUUUACUCUGUGGCCAAAUGUCUGGUUAUUGAUAUUGUCUAGUGUCAAAUAAAUAAUGUGAAAUGGCUAACGACAAAACCAGGACUCAUGAAAUGCCUCCAAACUUAGUGUAAAGGCAUUCUCACCUUCUGCUACCUAUAAAUCUGGUUUAUACUGUAGGAAUUAUUUGAAAAUUGUUGAGAAAGAGCUGUUAAAAACAAGGUUGAAGCUGCUGUUCUCAGAGGGAGGGAAAUUAUGAUCGAAUAGAUUUAAAUGUUCUGUACUUCUUGUAACAGUCACCCUGUGAGGCUUAGGAAAAUGUACUGAUUCUUAAUAAAGAAAAAGAAAAUGGGUGAGGAUAUUUAUUUGAGGGUGGAGGGGAAAUUAUCAAAGAAUGCAUAUCACAGCCCUCAGGCAACAAUGUUAACUAGUUUCGUCCACCUUGGACCUCCCUAACCUUUUUUUUGUUACUUAUGUAUUAUAACCUCACUAAGCAGUACUGCAAAAAUUGUUUAACACUCCCACACUUCCGUGAUAAGACAAUAUUCCUCUUGUCAAGUAUUCUAUUUAAUUUUAUAUAUUACAUCAUUAAUGUGCAGCUAUUUUAAGUUAUGAGUAUUGCUGUUUGGAACUUUCAUGUUUGUCUCCAGCAGUCUAUUUUGUAAUAACAAAAAAGCAGAAGGCAUUAUAAAUGAUAAGUAUACUGAAAUAUAUACAUAUAUAUCUAUUGGCAUUUAUAAAUGAAAGCAAAUUCUAUUGGUAUUUGCUUCAGUUAAGGAUAAAAAAUAACUCUUUACCGUGUUGAGUUCUUUUGAAGUGUCACAACUACUUUAUUCACUGUGGUUAACAUAACUUUGGUGAACCUGUGAAUGUGUUUUAUGAGAACCACCAAGGCAUAUGACGUAGUUGUGAAGAAGAAAAACAAUAAAAAUAAAAAUAAACUCAACCUCUCCUUUUUUGGUUUGUUCACAAACAAGUCUGAGACUUGUCAUUACAAUUUACAACAUAUCUGAACUAGUGCUGCUUAAAGUGGCACAGUAACAUUGUUUCAUAUUUGUGAGGAACAUUUGAUCCAUGUAAAGACCAUGACACUGCAAAGAUGCACAUCAUUUUAUAGAACUGUUGUGAGUGUGGAGGAUCAAGAGCCCUUAAUGAAUAUAGUCGUUUACAAGCAUUCACUGGAUCCUACUGAGUCAUGUCUGUAGACUUGCUGAGGGCUGUAAUGUAGCAGAAAAAAUUAUUCAAUACUUGCAUCUUUAGUUGCAGAGAUACAAAACAUGGAGUUUAUUU